AUGACGACGAAACGAGGUGAGCCUACAAUUGUGUUCUCUUCGGCAGAUCUGGCAAGGGCGGCGGCGCCUUUUCAGUGGGCUUUGGUGGGCAAAUUUUCUCAAGGGCGGCCUACAAUGGAAGAGCUCCGGAAGUUCUUCAAGACAUUAGACCUAAAGGCUGAGUUUUCGGUGGGGCUGUUAGAUCACCGACAUGUUAUCAUCUGUCUGAAUGCAGAACAUGAUUUCCACAGAAUAUGGGGACGGCACCUUUGGUACGUUUUAGGCUGUCCGAUGCGGGUCUUUAAGUGGACAACUUCGUUUCAUGUUCACAAAGAACCAUCGCUUGUUCCAGUAUGGUUUUCUCUGCCUAAACUUCCACUCCAUCUCUUUCACAAGGAAUGUUUAUUCCACGUUGUUUCGCCGUUGGGGCGUCCGCUCUUCAUGGAUGCAGCAACGAGAUCGCUGUCUCGUCCGAGCGUAGCGCGUGUUUGUGUGGAGGUCGACCUGGUGAAGCCUCUGCCGAGCCGAGUCUGGGUGGGUCUUGGGUCUGGGGAAGAUGAUGGUUUUUGGCAGGCUCUGGUUCCGGAGAAGCUGCCGCACUACUGCAGGUUCUGUUUUCGGCAAGGUCAUGAGGAGUCGGCUUGCCGGGCAAAACACCCUGAGCAUCGUGAGGCGGCGGCAGGGGGUAGGGUUAUAGGUAGCUCUGGCAGUGGGCAGACAGUUAAGCGAACCUGGGAGCUUAUUUCAAAGAUACAACGCGAGGUGGUGGGUGCGCAAUCAGCAGCGGCGACUCCAUUGGUAGACGUGGGUGCUGUGGAUGAGGGGCCAUCCCUCCAGCCCGGGGGGGAAACAGCUCCUGGACAUGGUGUUCCUGCGGUUUGGGAGGGCCAGCCAGCAGCGCAGGAGAACUCCUCAGGGGAGUUGGUAGUGCCACAGGCCAUGGGUUUGGAGGCAGAGCAGCAGCGGCAAUCUGCUGGCACCAGCUUGGUGCUUGUGGCUACUGGAGCCAGUGAGGCAGCAGGCCCUACGACCGUGAGCGGGCUGCCCACCCAGCAGGUGCAAGUGUUACCAUCGGCUGAUGGUUUGGUGGAUGGAAAAGAGGACGCUGGACUUGGGACAGCAGCUGAAGAGGAGGACGAAGUGGUUUCCGAUGGGCAUCUGGAUGAGGAGGACAUUUCCAUGGCUGAGCAAAGGGCUGGCAGCCUUUCGCCGCGAGGGCAACGGCUGUGUGCAGCUAGCUCCUUGGUGGUUGAUAUUUUUAAUCUUGACCCAAUAAUUCAACAGGUUCAGGAGAAGGCGAAUGGUGGGGAUGAUGUUCAGCUAGUGGUUCAACCGAAACGUAAGGGUGUUCGUUCUGUGGCUCCUACUGAUCGUUCUCUAUGCUCGAAGGCGAAGGAUAUCUCGCGUAUCCCAAAUUUUCGUAGGUUAAAAAGGUUAAUUUCUGAGUUCUCGAUUCAAUUAGUGGCUAUUUGUGAGCCUAAGGUUUCGACAUGUGACAUUCAAAUGCUUUGUGCUCAUCUCAAGAUGGAAGGUUGGAUGGUCAAUAGGGAGGGGUCUAUCUGGAUUUUCAAUCAAAACGGUUUCCAAUGUGCUCCUAUUGGGGAAUCUCCUCAACACCUGUCCCUUAAAAUUUCACCCCAGGCACUAUCGGCUCCUGUUUAUUUGUCCUUCGUCCAUGCAAGAUGUACUGAGCAAGACCGGGUUCCGUUGUGGUCAGCUCUGUUAGCGGAUAAACCAAGGGAUGAUCCAUGGUUGGUGGUAGGGGAUUUUAACACCAUUGUUAGUACAGAAGAGAAGCGCGGAGGGCUGCCUUUUCGGGUAGAUGAAGGUGUGGAACUAAGUUCAUUUAUGUCCAGGGCUGGAGUUUUUGAUGCAGCUUCAACUAGACUUGAUAACAAGCCGAGGCCUUUCCGUUUCCUAAAUGUUUGGACCUCGAAAGUAGAGUUGUUAGAUGUCAUUCGGUUGAGUUGGAUAAGCCAUUGCCCAGGACGCCCGUUGCAGCGGUUGGCGGCCAAAUUACGAUUCACUAAACAUGCAAUCCAACAGUGGUCGCGGGACCAUUUUGGUAAUAUAUUUGACGUAGUGAAGCAGGCAGAAGAGGCUGUAGGGGCGGCGGAGGCUGCACUUUAUAGCAUCCCAACACAACAACAAUGGUUAGCACUCCAGGAGGCAAGGACAGUAUUGCGGAACUCCCUGGCCAUGGAAGAAGCAUAUUAG
Molecule: messenger RNA, 2196 nt
Organism: Coffea arabica (coffee)
Lineage: Eukaryota; Viridiplantae; Streptophyta; Magnoliopsida; Gentianales; Rubiaceae
Source: RefSeq, a predicted model, not a curated record